AUGAGGGCGCGCCGCUCCGGACCCCGCCCACCGGGGGCGGCGCGAGGGCGCGCAAGCGCGCGGCACGGCCGGGCGGGCCGGCGGGCUGGGAAGAUGGCGGCGCGAAGCCUGGUGGCCGCCGCGGACCUACNCCUGCAGCCAGGGUUGGGGCUGAGGGACUGCUUCUUCAAGAGGCGGCGUUGGAGCCGGAAUUCGGAGGACUUCGGGAGGAACCGGAGGGCGCUCUUCUGGGCCAGGAUCAGUUGUCCUCGCCCAGCAGCCUGCAUGUGGCAGGCUGUCAGUGUUGUACAGGCCCAGCAGGAGAGCCAUCUUCUCCAGGACACGUGGGGUGGGGGCAGCGAGAAGCCCGUGCCACCUGCAGCAGGGGGUGCACAGGGUCUGGGGCGGCCGGGCUGGCUGAGGUGCGGCCGCAACUUGGGGGCCCCAGGACUGCAUAAGCAGUGUGGGCUUGGGGCUGAGGGCACUGCGGGCCGUGUGGGGAGGUCUGAGGAGGCAGAAGCUGGGGGCGGCAUGCUGAUGGUGGCGGCAGCUGGAGUGAACGUCAGGGGGAGGAGAGGUGGCCUCGGUGGGCUCCAGGACAAGCUGGCGGUUCGGGCUGGCUGGACGUGGGACCGCAUCUCGCAGGUCCGCAGAGGCCCCACGCUUCGGCUGUCCCGCCCUCCCUCUGCCCCUGCUCCUCUGCGGGAGGCUGGUCUGAGCAGAGAGAGGGCGGGACCUGCUGGAGUGUGGGAUGUGAAGGGCCCGGCAGCGUCUCCUCACGUGAUCGUCUUUAGGGAAACCGUAGGUCUGGGAGCGGGGGCUGGUCUGGUGCCAGCCCCACACCUGUCUUCAGGGAGUGGGGAAGGCCAGGGCCAGAUCCUGCAGCGCUUCCCGGAGAAGGACUGGGAGGACAACCCGUUCCCCCAGGGCAUCGAGCUGUUCUGCCAGCCCAGCGGGUGGCAGCUGUGUCCUGAGCGGAACCCCCCCACCUUCUUCGUCGCUGUCCUCACCGACAUCAACUCCGAGCGGCACUACUGCGCCUGCCUGACCUUCUGGGAGCCUGUGGAGCCCACACAGGAAGGGCUGUGUGUCCGGGAUGCCACUGCGCGGGACGAGGAGGCCGAUGAGGGGGGCUCGGGGGCACUGUCGCCCCCCGCGCCCGGCCCGCCUGACCAGCUGUUUGCUCCAAAGACGCUGGUGUUGGUGUCACGACUGGAUCACGUGGAGGUGUUCAGGAACAGCCUCGGCCUCAUCUACACCAUCCACGUAGAGGGUCUGAACGUGGGCCUAGAGAACGUGGUUGGGAACCUGCUGACGUGCCUCAUCCCCCUGGCCGGGGGCUCGCAGGUGGGUUGGGGGGCAGGCAGCCUUAGGCGCUCGUCGUGUCCAAGGCAACGGGGCAUCACCAACGUGCUGUCCCUGUUCUGUGCGGCGCUCACCGAGCACAAGGUGCUCUUCCUGUCCCGGAGCUACCAGCGCCUCUCCGACGCCUGCCGGGGACUCCUGGCGCUGCUGUUCCCUCUCAGAUACAGCUUCACCUACGUGCCCAUCCUGCCGGCGCAGCUCCUGGAGGUGCUCAGCACGCCCACGCCCUUCAUCAUCGGAGUCAAUGCUGCCUUCCAGGCAGAGGCCCAGGAGCUGCUGGACGUGGUUGUUGCUGAUCUGGAUGGCGGUACGGUGACUGUCCCCGAGUGUGUGCACAUUCCGCCCCUGCCUGAGCCCCUGCAGACUCAGACACACAGCAUCCUGAGCAUGGUCCUGGAUCCAGAGCUGGAGCUGGCCGACCUUGCCUUCCCUCCACCUACGAUGUCCAUUUCCUCCCUGAAGAUGCAGGACAAGGAGCUGCGUGCCGUCUUCCUGAGGCUCUUCGCUCAGCUCCUGCAAGGCUAUCGCUGGUGUCUGCACAUGGUCCGCAUCCACCCGGAGCCCGUCAUCCGCUUUCAUAAGGCAGCUUUCCUGGGCCAGCGCGGGCUCGUGGAGGAUGAUUUCCUGAUGAAGGUGCUGGAGGGCAUGGCCUUCGCAGGCUUCGUGUCAGAGCGCGGGGUCCCCUACCGCCCUACGGACUUGUUUGAUGAGUUGGUGGCCCAUGAAGUCGCUCGGAUGAGGGCAGACGAGAACCACCCCCAGCGAGUUCUGCGUCACGUCAAGGAACUGGCCGAGCAGCUCUACAAGAACGAGAACCCGUACCCUGCUGUGGCUAUGCACAAGGUGCAGCGGCCAGGAGAGGCCAGCCACCUGCGGCGGGCACCCCGGCCCUUCCCCCGGCUGGACGAGGGCAUGGUGCAGUGGAUCGUGGAUCAGGCCGCGGCCAAGAUGCAGGGCGCGCCCCCAGCUGUGAAGGCCGAGAAGAGGACCACUGUGCCCUCGGGGCCGCCCAUGACGGCCAUUGUGGAGCGGAGUGGCGGACUGCAUGGUAACAGCGCGCGCCGGCUGGAGGUGGUCCGGAACUGCAUCUCCUAUGUGUUCGAGGGGAAGAUGCUGGAGGCCAAGAAGCUGCUCCCAGCUGUGCUGAGGGCCCUGAAGGGGCGUGCGGCCCGCCGCUGCCUUGCCCAGGAGCUGCACCUGCAUGUGCAGCAGAACCGGGCCGUCCUGGACCACCAGCAGUUCGACUUUGUGGUCCGCAUGAUGAACUGCUGCCUGCAGGACUGCACCUCCCUGGAUGAGCACGGCGUCGCGGCUGCUCUGCUGCCCCUGGUCACUGCCUUCUGCCGGAAGCUGAGUCCAGGGGUGACGCAGUUUGCAUACAGCUGCGUGCAGGAGCACGUGGUGUGGAGCACACCGCAGUUCUGGGAGGCCAUGUUCUAUGGGGACGUGCAAACCCACAUCCGGGCCCUCUACCUGGAGCCUGCCGAGGACCAAGACCCCUUCUCGGUAGGGGAGGCGCCCCUGCAGGGGGACGAGCGCUCUGCCCUGGACGUGGCCUCUGAGCAGAGGCGACUGUGGCCCACGCUGAGCCGAGAGAAGCAGCAGGAGCUGGUGCAGAAGGAGGAGAGCACCGUCUUCAGCCAGGCCAUCCACUACGCCAACCGCAUGAGCUACCUGCUCCUGCCCCUGGACAGCAGCAAGAGUCGCCUGCUCCGGGAGCGCGCGGGGCUGGGCGAGCUCGAGAGUGCCAGCAACAGUCUCGUUACCAACAGCAUGGCGGGCAGCGUGGCGGAGAGCUACGACACGGAGAGUGGCUUCGAGGACGCGGAGGCCUGUGACGUGGCCGGGGCUGUGGUCCGCUUCAUCAACCGCUUUGUGGACAAGGUCUGCACAGAGAGUGGGGUCACCAGCGACCACCUCAAGGGGCUGCAUGUCAUGGUGCCAGACAUUGUCCAGAUGCACAUCGAGACCCUGGAGGCCGUGCACAGAGAGAGCAAGAGGCUGCCCCCCAUCCAGAAGCCCAAGCUGCUUCGGCCACGCCUGCUGCCCGGAGAGGAGUGUGUGCUGGACGGCCUUCGCGUCUACCUGUUGCCCGACGGGCGAGAGGAAGGCGCGGGGGGCCCCGGGGGUGGCCCCGCACUGCUGCCAGCCGAGGGCGCCGUCUUCCUCACCACGUACCGCGUCAUCUUCACGGGGAUGCCCACCGACCCCCUGGUGGGGGAGCAGGUGGUGGUCCGCUCCUUCCCGGUGGCUGCACUGACCAAGGAGAAGCGCAUCAGCGUCCAGACCCCUGUGGACCAGCUCCUGCAGGACGGGCUGCAGCUGCGCUCCUGCACCUUCCAGCUGCUGAAGAUGGCGUUUGACGAGGAGGUGGGGUCUGACAGCGCCGAGCUCUUCCGCAAGCAGCUGCACAAGCUGCGGUACCCACCAGACAUCAGAGGCACGUUCGCACUCACCCUGGGUUCUGCCCAUACCCCUGGCCGGCCGCCCCGUGCCACCAAGGACAAGGGACCUUCCUUCAGGACCCUGUCUAGGAACUUGGUGAAGAAUGCCAAGAAGACUAUCGGGCGGCAGUAUGUCACUCGGAAGAAGUAUAACCCCCCCAGCUGGGAGCAUCGGGGCCAGCCGUCCCCCGAGGACCAAGAGGACGAGAUCUCUGUGUCGGAGGAGCUGGAGCCCAGCACGCUGACACCAUCCUCGGCCCUGAAGCCCUCGGAUCGCAUGACCAUGAGCAGCCUGGUGGAGCGGGCGUGCUGCCGGGACUACCAGCGCCUGGGGCUGGGCACGCUGAGCAGCAGCCUGAGCCGAGCCAAGUCUGAGCCCUUCCGGAUCUCCCCGGUGAACCGCAUGUAUGCCAUCUGCCGCAGCUACCCUGGGCUGCUGAUCGUGCCCCAGAGCAUCCAGGACAACGCUCUGCAGCGCGUCUCCCGCUGCUACCGUCAGAACCGCUUCCCGGUGGUCUGCUGGCGCAGCGGGCGCUCCAAGGCCGUGUUGCUGCGCUCUGGAGGCCUGCACGGCAAGGGUGUCGUCGGUCUCUUCAAGGCCCAGAAUGCGCCUUCUCCUGGCCAGUCCCAGGCCGACUCCAGCAGCCUGGAGCAAGAGAAGUACCUGCAGGCUGUGGUCAGCUCCAUGCCGCGUUACGCGGACGCGUCCGGUCGCAACACGCUCAGCGGCUUCUCCUCCGCCCACAUGGGCAGCCAUGUGCCCAGCCCCAGAGCCAGGGUCACCACGCUGUCCAACCCCAUGGCGGCCUCGGCCUCCAGACGGACUGCGCCCCGAGGUAAAUGGGGCAGCGUCCGGGCCAGCGGGCGCAGCGGUGGGCUCAGCACUGAUGUGGGCUCCCGGCUAGCAGGUGUGGGCCCCCCCCAGGCCAACGGGGCCCCUCCUGACCCAGGCUUUUUGCGGCCCCAGCGUGCAGCCCUCUAUAUCAUUGGAGACAAAGCCCAGCUGAAGGGUGUGCGGCCAGACCCCCUGCAGCAGUGGGAGCUGGUGCCCAUUGAGGUGUUUGAGGCGCGGCAGGUGAAGGCGAGCUUCAAGAAGCUGCUAAAGGCCUGUGUCCCUGGCUGUCCUGCCACCGAGCCUGGUCCAGCCUCCUUUCUGCGCUCACUGGAAGACUCAGAGUGGCUCAUCCAGAUCCACAAGCUGCUGCAGGUGUCGGUGCUGGUGGUGGAGCUCCUGGACUCGGGCUCCUCCGUCCUGGUCAGCCUGGAGGACGGCUGGGACAUCACCACCCAGGUGGUGUCCCUGGUGCAGCUGCUCUCAGACCCCUUCUACCGCACCCUGGAGGGCUUCCGCCUGCUGGUGGAGAAGGAGUGGCUGUCCUUCGGCCAUCGCUUCAGCCACCGCGGGGCCCACACCCUAGCUGGGCAGAGCAGUGGUUUCACUCCAGUCUUCCUGCAGUUCCUGGACUGUGUACACCAGGUCCACCUGCAGUUCCCCAUGGAGUUCGAGUUCAGUCCUUUCUACCUCAAGUUCCUUGGCUACCAUCACGUGUCCCGCCGCUUCCGGACCUUCCUGCUGGACUCCGACUAUGAACGCAUUGAGCUGGGGCUGCUUUACGAGGAGAAGGGGGAGCGCCGGGCCCCGCAGGCCUGCCGCUCGGUGUGGGAGUACGUGGAGCGGCUGAGCAAGCGAACGCCCGUGUUCUACAACUACAUGUACGCGCCGGAGGACGCGGAGGUCCUGCGGCCCUACAGCAACGUGUCCAACCUGAAGGUGUGGGACUUCUACACCGAGGAGACGCUGGCCGAGGGCCCCCCCUACGACUGGGAGCUGGCGCAGGGGCCCCCCGAGCCGCCUGAGGAAGAGCGGCCAGAUGGGGGUGCCCCCCAGAGCAGGCGCCGGGUGGUGUGGCCCUGCUAUGACAGCCGCCCCCGAGCGCAGCCCGAUGCCAUCUCCCGGCUCCUGGAGGAGAUGCAGCGUCUGGAGACCGAGCUGGGUCGACCCCCCGAGCGCUGGAAGGACGCCUGGGAUCGGGUGAAGGCAGCGCAGCGCCUCGAGGGCCGGCCAGACGGACGUGGCACCCCCAGCUCCCUGCUGGUGUCCAGCGUGCCCCACCACCGCCGCUCGCUGGGUGUGUACCUGCAGGAGGGCCCCGUGGGCUCCACGCUGAGCCUCAGCCUGGACAGCGACCAGAGCAGCGGCUCCACCGCGUCCAGCUCGCGGCAGGCAGCCCGCCGCAGCACCAGCACCCUCUACAGCCAGUUCCAGACGGCAGAGAGUGAGAACAGGUCCUACGAGGGCACCCUGUACAAGAAGGGCGCCUUCAUGAAGCCCUGGAAGGCCCGCUGGUUCGUGCUGGACAAGACGAAGCACCAGCUGCGCUACUAUGACCACCGCGUGGACACGGAGUGCAAGGGCGUCAUCGACCUGGCCGAGGUGGAGGCUGUGGCACCCGGCGCGCCCACCAUGGGUGCCCCCAAGACUGUGGAUGAGAAGGCUUUCUUUGACGUGAAGACGACGCGUCGUGUUUACAACUUCUGUGCCCAGGACGUGCCGUCGGCCCAGCAGUGGGUGGACCAGAUCCAGAGCUGCCUGUCGGACGCCUGAGUGCGGCCCUGCCCCGCAGCCCUGCGAUGUUACCGACCACUAGGGGUGGGCAGGGCCCCCCGGCCAUGUUUACAGCCCCCCGCCCUCGACAGUAUUGAGGCCCCUCCCACCCCCCCGCGUGUACAGUCCCCCGCCCCGCCAGCUCCUGCUCACUGGAGGCCUGGCUGAGUGCCCGCCGGGAGCAGCACGGUACAGCCCUCGCGGUGGGCCUGUAAAUAGUUCCCCCGCCCGUCUGUGCGCUGGCCCCGGCCGGCUGGCCCCAGGCACCCUCUUCCUAGAAUGAGAGUCUAUAAAGAGCUAACGACA
Molecule: messenger RNA, 6699 nt
Organism: Odocoileus virginianus texanus
Lineage: Eukaryota; Metazoa; Chordata; Mammalia; Artiodactyla; Cervidae
Source: RefSeq, a predicted model, not a curated record